Lingula anatina is the source of this 4531-nucleotide messenger RNA. RefSeq lists its product as uncharacterized. Lineage: Eukaryota; Metazoa; Brachiopoda; Lingulata; Lingulida; Lingulidae. Gene Ontology annotation, biological process: cilium assembly. The record is from RefSeq and is a predicted model, not a curated record.
UCGACUUCAAAAGGCGACAUUUUUGACUAAGUGACAAAAUAUGAAUGAGGUCUGUGAAAACAGCGCCUUUAUACCACCUUGAUGGAGGCGUUUGAAAUAUUGCUAUGUGUGUUUUCCAUCCUAGGGAUUUCGGAACGUGUACAUGGUAUAGGUGUGGGUCAGGUAGAACUGACAUUAGCAGUGCGGAAUGGGGAUACAUUCCAGUAUGUUUUCUCAGAAGUUCAGAGCUCUAGACCAAGUGACACUGUUAUUGAAGUUAGGCUCAGUGUGACACUCCCCUUCACUGGACAAAAUGUACCAUUUGAAAGUAAUGUAACAGUAUCGUGUGGAUUAACACCUGACUCUGCUGGCUACAGUCAGGCAAACUUUAAUGAUACUUUUGUGGAUGUAGAUGUCAACAAUACUGCCUUUGUUCCCUUCAUCAUCAUUGCUGCUGGUCGUCCAGCCAGUCUCCAGUGCUGGGGCGUAUCUUCACCCAUCUUAAAUGCUACAGACCCUCCCCAGUUUUCUAAGGCUACUUCUAUAAGCCCUCCAAGCACAUUUGUCAUUACAAGAGUUGCUACAAUCAACUUUUGUUCAGAAACAAUCAUUGUUCCAAAUCAGGAGUCCUCUGUGUGUACAGAAUGUAAAUUCCUUCUACAGUUCAGUGAACCAAUUCAAGACAACAAUGUGACAAUAUCAUGCACUGUUCCCACAGUUACAGACCAGCGUCAGCUGAAUAUAAGUAUAAGUGACCACACGGCUGUGAUUGGAGAUACUAGUAUUGAGGUCAGCUACAGCAUUUUAAACCCUGGCAUUCAAAUCAAUGUGGUCUCUCCAAUCGAUGUGACCUGUACAGCACAGUCUGAAGGCAGCGGGUGGCAGUAUGAUAGGAACACAGAAAAUGCUACUGCCCAGUUCCAGCUUGACCAGGGCAGUGUCAGCUUACUACCUCAGUAUACACACACUGAGGGGACCAGACUCACUGCUCUCCUGGCUUUAGAUGUUGGAGUUAAUGGGCAGGUGGCCUUCACAUGCAGCGUGGUGACUGUGAACAGCACUAGUGUGGCUAAAGCACUGGCUCAGGAGAAUUACUGCCCAGUAGCCUCACCUUCAACACCAGGUCCUGUUACUACCACCACUACUACCACUCCCACAACCUCUGCAGCAGAUGCAGGCACUACCCAAAGCAACAGUACAGCAAAUAGCACUGCAGAAACCACAACACCAGUGAUGGAAAAUACAACUAUUUCAGUUACUACAACAGUCAACAGCACCACUGUUGAAGCUAAUACAACUGCAUCUUCAAACAUGACAACAUUAACAGCCAAUACAACUGAAGCUCCAACUACUACAACUGAAAUAAUGAACACAACUACAGCUAAUGUAACAGUAGGGAAUGCAACCAGUGAACAAACAACUGCACCAACUUUUGCAGCAAGUAUAUCCACAACAACAAGUGUUAACAGUACUGAUAAUGCAACAUCAGCAGUGCCCGUAACAACACUGCCAACAACACCGCCAACAACACCAGUAGCAAAUGUGACCAAUCAGUGGAGUAUUUCACCAACAAAUCCAACUUUUCUGAGCAAUGAAAUUGUCAAAGAAGUCAUAAUAGAAAGAAAAGUAGAUCCCCAAGUGGAGACACAAGAAGUAAUUCUGGUGAGAUGCUGUGCUGAGGAUAGUAGCUUUAGAAGAUUUGCUGGGAAAACUGCUGAACUUAUUGCCACAGUGACCAGUUCUCCACUGUCUGCUAUUAAUGGGACAUUGGCUACCACUGGUGCCAACAUAACAGUGGAGAGUACCUUCCCAAAUCCUGCCUAUGUGGAGUUAGCCCCCUGUCCUUGUGACCUCACCUCCGGCCACUGUGAUACUGGAUGCUGUUGUGAUAGUGACUGUACCUCUGCAGACAUUGCCAGUUUUCAGUGUCUCCCAGGUGUGUUUGGAGGAUCUGGUGGCGGUGUGGUGGACCACAGCUGUGCCAGCCCAAGGUUUGAUAAGGAGGAUUGGUUCCCAUUGAUGUGUGUGCACCAAGAGAACAGCCCCUUGCUGGGCAUGUUCUUUCAGACUGAGCCUGCUUUGAGAACCACCACUGCAUUUAAUACUAGAGUUGGCUCCAGCAAGCCAAAUUAUACAUUCGAGGAGAAUGAUGACCAGAGCAUAUUUGAGACAGUUCCUGGAUUAAACCCUGGCUAUAGGCAGGGAGAUGGUAUCAAGACAUCCUCUGUUCUACAGGGGUACUUGUCCAUUCCUCAACGAUCACUUAGUGGAGAAUGCAUUAGCUCGGCCCCUGUCCAGUUCUUAAAAGACUUAGACUCAUCCUGCGUGCAUCACUUAACUGAAUCUCUUUGUCAGGAAAGCUCUCCUUUGAAUGCUCGGACUUAUAUAACGUCCACUAGACUGACCAACCCACCCUGUCCACAGAGGCCAGCCAUAUUGAAGUCAAUGAACACUGAAGCUGAUGUAGAUACACAUUAUUUUUGUUUGGAAGAUUUAUCAGCCUAUGUGAAAUCACAGCAGACUUUGAAUGAUUUUUAUAAGCCCACUCAGAAGUAUUUAUUCAGAGAACUUAAAACAUUUGAUAAUACAACUGGAACUAAUAAUUUUACUUAUUCUGAGGUAAUUAUUGAACAGAAUGCUACAGAUGUAGGGAAAGCACAGAGAUGUGUCUGGGAUGAUGGUUUUACUCUCCCCCCAAUACCCGAAUAUAACAGGACGACAAAUACCUGCAUGAAUGCUGUGUUGAAAGUUACCUACGAUUUCUACUGGCAAAUGGGGAACAUUGUUAAUGUUAGUGCUGUCAUUGUACUGGGCAGUAUAUCCCUAGAACAGGUCCGUAGGGAUAAUAGAACUAUUACUAAUACAGUUCAGAUACCAGAAUCUUAUGAGACUGUUAACAUGACCACAGAAGCACCUGGGGUCAAUCAGACUUUGGUGAAUGUGACACAACCAGUUAAUAACACAAUACCUAGGAGAGAAGAGACAUACACUGUGGAGAAUACCACUACCACUACCAGUGCCACUGUUCUCACCCAGGUAUUCACUGUGAGGUUUAUACAUGAUUAUCUGGAUGUGAAUGCAAGUACAUCAGAUAAUGAGACAGAGAGGUUGGAGUUUGAGGACCGUUCUGGAAAUCCAGGUUAUGAUUUUAUGAAGCCUGUAUUAAGUGGAAAUCCAGUGUAUGAUCCUGUCCUGUCAGAUUUUAGCUAUGUUGAUGCCAAUUUAUCUCAGGCACUGGCCUUGUGGAAACCAGGUCCAAGUGGUUUGUGUUACCAUGCUACAAGACACACAAUAACAUUUGGAGAAGAUGCCACAAGUAGCUGUAUACUGAGACUGGGUCUAGAAGAGCUGAAGAAUUGUUCUUCACUGAGGGAACUAAUUCUAACAGAACAGACCAAGCUUAUGUCAGCACAGUAUAUUGCCACUGUUGGAAAUCCAGACAGGGCCAAUCUGGAAGAUUGGGUAGCUGUUCUCAGAGAAUCUAUACAGUUCAAUGCAAGCACUGUGACCACACAACUACCCUCAACCACUGUUGAGAUGACCACAGCACAACAGGAGACAACGUCCAUAAUGGACACCACCACUAGCACAACCAAUAUGACAGAGAAUGUUACAGAAGAGAUCCACCAGUACAACCUGUUUGACCAAGUGGAGGGUGUAUGCCAGAGUGUACCUACAGGGAUUCACGUGGUGAUCAUGUAUGCUGAGGUUGGCAGACAGGAUGCUGUGUACAUCAAGCAGAUUGUAGGGGCUAAAGUUAGUUACUCCCUGUCUACGUGGCAGAUGGACUGUUUGGGGGCCAGUGGUCCAGCUUGUGCCAAUGUAUCUACAGAGGGCCUAGUACAGUCUUUCCUGCUACAGAGUACUGUAACCUUUGUCAAGGUGCCUGCUGCUGAACCUGUCCAGCCUAUCAAGUAUCUUGCUGGAAUAAACCCAUCUCUAUGUAAAGGGGAGACAUGUGAAAGACAGCUUCUCUAUCCUUUCACCUCAGCCUAUCAGGGAGACCCUAUCAUGUAUCGUGUGGGAUUUGGACUCCUUGUCAUUUUUUCUUCCAUUGGACUUAUCAUAACACUGCAGCCGUGGAUACAAAAACUGGUAGCAGCUGUACAUAGAAGCAUAUUGUUUCUAUGAUAUCUCUUUAAAAUAUUUUUAAAUGUUGCAUUCUGGCAUACAAUAACAAUCUUGUUUAAUAUAUUGGGCAAGAGUUUUUUGUCAAUAUAUUUGCCCAUAUUUAUUGAUAAGAAGAGAUUCACUGUGUUGUGCUUUACAUUGCAUCACUGACUGAAGUUUCUUUAGGUUUUAGGACAAAAGUCACACAGAAAAUACUUAUUCAUGUUUUCCCAGAUUAUCUGAAAGAAAUGAAUAUGUAAGGAGAAUUUUGAUAUAUUUCUUAAUCUCUUAAGCAGUGUGAUACUGAAUUGUAGCAAACAAAAAUAGCUAAAUAGCACAUUUUAGCUUACUUUUUCAUAGGUUUUAAGUUUUAUGUUUUCUGUAGACAAAUUCAGAAUGUAGAGAAUAUUAAACCCGUCCAUUGUUUAGAUGUCUAAAAUUG